AUGACAACUAGUAUAACUUUUAAUCCAUAUGAAAAUGAUGAUAAACGUUUAUUAGAUAAUUAUCAUUAUUUAGCUGAACGACGAUGUUUAAAACAACAUUUACAUCAUACACCACUUACAUUAAGACGAAGUAUAUCACUUGAAGAUACUUCAACAGAUGUUGAUUUGAAUUUAUUAGAAAAAACAAAAGAUAAACAUUUAUUAAAUUUAUCUCAAAUACAAAAUAAUCAAUUAAGUUCUUCAUUAAAUUCUCUUUGUCUUCAAUUUCGACGAUAUCAAUUAUUACCUGAAUAUGAUGAAGAUGUAGCUAAAUCAUCACAUGAACACGAUUUUAAUUGGUGGAAAACAAUUGCUCAUUUAAGACCUAUUGUUAAAAAUGCAAUUAUGUCUGAUUAUAGAAAAAAUGAUUAUUUUCCUCAAACAUCUGAUAAUGAUGAAUAUUUAACAUUUAAAAAUUGUAAAAGACAACAACGUCGAAAUGCUGUUUGUAUUGAAAUAGAUCGACUUUAUUAUAAUGAUCAACUUCUUCUUUUUGCUAUGGUUGCUAAUCAAAUUCAACUUGAACAUCAUCUUACUUUUUCAGGAUUUAGUGAAUAA
Messenger RNA from Rotaria sordida, 597 nucleotides. The record is from the annotation of a GenBank genome assembly. Lineage: Eukaryota; Metazoa; Rotifera; Eurotatoria; Philodinida; Philodinidae.